AUGAAUAUAGGAAGAUUUGUAAAUGGCAUUCAGACUAUCUUCUCUCUUUGUGGGCAAGAAGAUGAAACGGUAUUUCAUCUCUUCUUUGAAUGUGCUUACUCUAGAUUAGUGUUGGAAGCAGCAGGUUUCGGGUUUGAGAUAAUUUAUGAAGGAAACUCAUAUCAAAUUAUUAAGAAUUGGAUAGAAAAUGACAUGGAGAAUAAAUUUGUAAUGAAAGUUUGCAUUUUGUGGAACAUUUGGAAAUCCAGGAAGGACAUUACAUUUUCCCAGGGAACAUUCUCAGUGCAGUUGAUAUUAAAGAAAGCUUCUCAUGACUUUGAUCUUUGUAUGGAAAAUCUUCCGAAAAGCAAUGGAAAUUCAACUGGUGCAGUGGCUCGUGACGUAAAUGGAAGGUUCCUAGGAUGUGCUUUUAUCACGUUCAUGGAAACUUCUCCACUCCUGGCAAAAUCGGUGGCAUGUAGACUGGGAAUGGAGUUAGGAAAAGACCUAAACUAUGACAAAGUGAUCAUAGAAGGUGAUGCAUUGAAUAUUACAACUGCAGUAAAUGGAGAUGUUCAAGAGAUUCCUUGGAGUAUUCGAUCUGAAAUUUUUAAGAUUAAGGAUUUAGCUUCUUUAUUUACUGUUGUAAAUUUCCAACAUGUUAGGAAAAGUGCAAACUCUAUGGCUCAUGAUCCUUGCCAAUUUGCUUUUCAUAACAAGUAA
Papaver somniferum (opium poppy) is the source of this 702-nucleotide messenger RNA. RefSeq lists its product as uncharacterized. The transcript has 2 exons. Lineage: Eukaryota; Viridiplantae; Streptophyta; Magnoliopsida; Ranunculales; Papaveraceae. The coding region runs from base 1 to 702 and encodes 233 amino acids. The record is from RefSeq and is a predicted model, not a curated record. Gene Ontology annotation, molecular function: nucleic acid binding; RNA-DNA hybrid ribonuclease activity.